AUCGUCAUUGACUUAUGGCGGCCAUUUUUACUGAUGAUCCACCUACCUAGCUCGCAUCACAGGGAAACUUGGUGAUCGUGGGAAGUAUUUGAGGACAGUGGACUAACGGUGUCUAUAGAGUUUCACCAUGCCGGCUGUCAAGGGAGAUGGCAUGCGCGGUCUGGCAGUGUUUAUAUCUGAUAUCCGGAACUGCAAAAGCAAGGAAGCAGAGAUUAAAAGAAUUAAUAAAGAAUUAGCCAACAUUAGGUCAAAGUUCAAAGGUGAUAAGACCCUGGAUGGCUACCAGAAGAAGAAGUAUGUUUGUAAGCUGUUGUUUAUCUUCCUUCUGGGACAUGACAUUGAUUUUGGACAGAUGGAGGCAGUCAACCUACUCAGCUCCAACAAGUACACUGAGAAACAGAUUGGCUAUCUGUUCAUCUCUGUGAUGGUGAGUGCCAACAACGAGUUGAUGAAGCUGGUGAUUCAGUCCAUCAAGAAUGACCUGGGGAGUCGUAACCCCAUCCACGUGACCUUGGCCCUCCAGUGUGUGGCUAACAUUGGCAGUAGGGAGAUGGCAGAGGGUCUUGGCACAGACAUCCCUAAGCUGCUGGUCUCUGGGGACACCAUUGAUGCUGUGAAGCAGAGUGCUGCCCUGACUCUUCUGAGGCUUUUGAGAACUUCACCAGAGUUUAUACAGAUUGGUGAAUGGUCAUCUCGUGUCAUCCAUCUACUCAAUGACCAACACAUGGGUGUGGUCACUUCGGCGGCCAGUCUGAUUGAAGCCCUGGUGAAGAAGAAUCCUGAUGAAUACAAAGGUUGUGUUUCCCUGGCCGUCUCCCGACUCAGCAGGAUUGUGACAUCAUCCUACACAGAUCUACAAGACUACACUUACUACUUUGUUCCCGCCCCCUGGCUGUCUGUAAAGCUCCUCCGACUGUUACAGAACUACCCUCCCCCAGAGGACCCAGCGGUGCGUACACGAUUGACCGAGUGUCUGGAGACAAUCCUGAACAAGGCCCAGGAGCCACCCAAGUCAAAGAAAGUACAGCAUUCCAACGCCAAGAAUGCUGUCUUGUUUGAAGCUAUCAACCUCAUUAUCCACAUGGACAGUGACCCUAACCUGCUAGUCAGAGCCUGUAACCAGUUAGGCCAGUUCCUCCAGCACCGUGAAACCAACCUCAGGUAUCUAGCCCUAGAGAGCAUGUGUCUACUGGCUACAUCUGAGUUCUCUCAUGAGGCUGUGAAGAAACACCAAGAGACAGUUGUCACUGCACUAAAGACGGAGCGUGAUGUGAGUGUGCGACAGCGUGCAGUGGACCUACUGUACGCCAUGUGUGACCGCACCAAUGCCGAGGAGAUUGUGGGGGAGAUGCUUGACUACCUCGAGUCUGCAGACUACUCUAUCAGAGAGGAAAUGGUCCUGAAGGUUGCCAUCUUGGCAGAAAAGUAUGCGGUGGAUUAUACUUGGUAUGUGGAUGUCAUCCUCAACUUAAUCCGUAUAUCGGGCGACUACGUCAGUGAGGAGGUGUGGUACAGAGUUAUACAGAUUGUGAUCAACAGAGAUGAUGUACAGGGGUAUGCAGCUAAAACAGUUUUUGAGGCAUUACAAGCACCAGCCUGCCAUGAAAAUAUGGUGAAGGUUGGGGGUUACAUCUUAGGAGAAUUUGGUAACUUAAUCGCUGGAGAUUCCAGAUCUAGUCCCAUUGUGCAGUUCCAGCUUUUACACUCUAAAUACCACUUGUGUGGGCCAGGUACACGAGGUCUCCUACUCUCAACAUACAUCAAGUUUGUCAACCUAUUUCCAGAGAUUAAGAACAGCAUACAAGAUGUUCUGCGCACCAACAACAACUUGCGAAACUCGGAGGUAGAACUUCAGCAGAGGGCUGUGGAAUACUUACAGCUAAGCACAGUGGCCUCUACUGAUGUCUUGGCCACCGUUUUGGAGGAAAUGCCGCCAUUCCCAGAGCGAGACUCCUCCAUUCUUGCCAAGCUGAAGAAGAAGAAGCCCUCUGGAGUACCUGAGGGGACAGAACCAAAGGAACACAAGAUCCCUCAGGCCCACAUGAGCAAUAGCCUGGACACACCAGCUGCUGCUCCACUAGAUAAUCCAAUUCCGUUAUCGGUGCCAAUAUCCCCACCAAGUAGUUCAGGGUCAGUUGAUCUGCUCGGCCUAGGAACACCCACAGCGCCCUCUGGUGGAGGUGGCGAUGGGGGGAUUGGCAGUUUGUUAGUGGAUGUGUUUGGUGGAGUGACCAGCAACGGCACAGAUUCCUCAGGCAACCUAACACCAGGGGCAGAGGAGGGUUAUCAGAAAUUUAUUUGUAAGAACAAUGGAGUGCUGUUUGAGAAUGAUCUUCUACAAAUAGGGGUAAAGACAGAGUUCAGGGCCAACCUUGGACGUCUAGGAAUUUUCUAUGGCAACAAAACCUCAUUCCAAUUUACCGGCUUUCAAGUAGACACUCACGUGUCGGAGGAUCUUCAAACCAAGAUAACAUGUCAACAGAAGCCGGUGGGCACAGUGGUGGACAGUGGAGCACAAGUCCAGCAGGUUAUCAAUAUAGAGAUCAUAUCGGAGUUCACUGAAGCCCCAACACUUCAGAUAUCAUUCCUAUAUAGUGGGGCUACACAGAGGAUAAACCUGAAGCUACCAGUGAUGUUAAACAAAUUUAUAGACGCAGCAGAAAUGGACUCGACAACAUUUUUCACACGAUGGAAGGCACUGAACAAUCCAAACCAAGAAUGCCAGAGAAUAUUUAAGGGUAGUUUCGCAAUGGACACAGAACAAAUUAAAGCAAAGUUAUUAGGCGGAGGAUUUAGUGUAUGUGAAAAUAUUGACCCUAACCCAGAUAACUUCGUGUCAGCUGGAGUGCUGCACUCAAGAUCAGCACAAAUUGGCUGCCUGCUGAGGCUGGAACCAAACAAAGAAGCACAGAUGUAUCGACUGACGAUAAGGACAAACAAGGAUGGCAUAGCUAACAUUUUAUGUGAUCUUUUCGACAAGCAAUUUUAAGUUUGGACAUACUAUGGGAAGCAGAGCAACUCUUGCUUCACAGGAAAAACAAACAUCAGUUUCAAGGACUGCAGAAAUUGUGGCCAGGGAUUGUUCAGAUGGAACCGUAAUAUCUCACUUCACUGUUGUGUGAAAUGAGUGAAACUAGAUAUAAUUGUGAGAGGGUGUUUUAUAAAGCUAAAUGUACAUUCUUCUCUAUAUGUAUACAGGAGAAAAGUGUUGGCCUGAGACUUUAAAUUGGCUGGCUGGGUGAUAAUGUAUGGGACAGAUGUAUAAUCCAUCGUUAAGCCUUGUGUAUGUUGUCUGUCCAUGUGUGUCUAUCUUAGUGAUGUAAUGUCAUUGUCAAUACUCACAUGGCCACACCUCAGUACUUCCUUCCUGUAUUCCCUACCCUCUUCACCAGUUUGUCACUGAAAGUAUGCUGGCAUAUUUGUAGAAAACGUUUUGCUGACCCUGAUUUAUAGAGACCAUGGUGCACACCACUCUGGUAAAUAAAAAAAAUGUUCCGCUACAUUUCAGAUUUUUUUGGAACUGAACAUUACUCUGAUCUGCCCGUCACUAAGAAGUCAUGUGAUAUGGAAACAAGGUUAACAUUUGAAAUACUGUCUUGGAUAUCUACUACUCACUAGUAUUCUACCAGAUCAUGCCUUGACUAACAACACCUUUUUCUGUAGACUCCAGAUCUGUCCAAGAGUUGCCUGCACGUCCUAACAGAUACUUAGUCAGGAGUUAUCUGCCCUUGUGUAAUUCUGUGUCUUCCUAAACAUUAUCAUUCUUACUCUGUUCAAGUUUAAUGCUUAUGUUGUGGGUCAAAUAACCUGAACCUGCCAGUGAAUAUUCUAAACACUCAAGUCAUGAAUCAAGAAAUUCUGUGUACUGAAGAAAUUUUUUUGUCUUCAAACUUUAAAUGUUCAUGAUUCAAAAUUCUAUCUUGUGAAGUUAUAUAAAUGAUGAAAAACAAUAUUAAGGUUCUAUUUUCUCAUUUAUUUUCUAUUUGUAUUUAUCAGUGUAUAAAGGAUAGAGAUGUUUAACUAGGGUUCAGAGUCAGGAGGAGGUAGGACAUUUGUAUGUUGUUACACAAUGAUUAAAUAUCAUGUUGAUAGAUGUCAAGGGUUGUGAUGCUAAAUGAAAACAUUUUUACCAAGAUUGUCUACCUACAAAGUUUAAAAUUUCUUUUCCCAAGUGCAAGGGUUCAUAUCUUGUUACUAUAUAGUGACUGCUUAAGCUUAAACUGUGCAUAACCCACAAAGCUUCACAAAAUCUUGAGACUGUGUAACACACAUUACUAUCGAGGACUCCCACAGCCCUGUGUGUAACUCGCAUAACUUGGAAAAGACAGGUGUUCAAUGAUCUGUAAAUAAGUGAAUGAGAAAUCAUCAUAUCAAUAAUCAUGUCAGUAAGUGAACUUUUUUAACUUCAAACACCAAAGAGCUAAGGCUUAUGUGUGCCCUCACUUUAGACAUAAGGUUAUGAUAAUAUUACAACUUUGCUACAUUUGUCUUAAGAAAAACGGACUUAGCUUGGUUCUGUGUGUCGAGUGAACUAGUAGGUUUGUGUUGGUGUCGUCAAUAUUCUUGACUCUUCCUUCUUGCAAAAUGUAAAGUAGCUACCCUUCAUGUAACACUCUGUGCUUCCGACUAUUUGUUUUUAACAAACAUUUGACUAUUUGCUGUAUAUUUGUAUAUCAUCAUUCCGCUAAUAAUUUCAUCUUUAGCGUGUAAUUUUUUCAUGUGUAAGAUUGUAAAGAGACACACAGUGUGGUAUUUGUUACGAUUUUGUGGUAUCUGUUAUGAGACAUGUUGUGUUAUCUGUUAUGUGAUACUGUGUGGUAUCUGUUAUACUGGGAUGUUGUAAUUGCGCUAAUGCGUUGAAUAAAGAAUGGGACAAACACUGUUAUAUUUUAAGUAAGAGACUGAUUUUAUCCUGACCUUGGAAACUCUUUCAGUUUGCAAUCCCUACCCAUUUCAGCCCUGGAUCUGCCUCUGCUCACUGGUAAUUUUUUCCUGUAUUUCUGACUUAAAAACUAUAAUUUUUAACUGGUAUUUCAAAAUAUUUUCAAAAUCCAUGGAAAAUUUACGAUAAAUGGUUGCGACCCAGGACUGGUUUUUUAUUGUUCCUGCGUAUAGUGUGCACCCCUUUUUCGAUAUUAUCUUUUUCCCCUAAAAAUGUGUGCACUAUAUGCCCGAAUAUUUAUGGUACUAGUUUUUGUCAGUUUAUAGUUACAAAUGUAGUGUGUUUCACUUGGUUAUUUCACCUGUUAGGGGGAGGACCAGCAAAUAACCAUUGAGUUUGUCUUUUUUAUAAUCUGUUUCAAACCCGAUAAAAGUGUAUUACCAGGGGUAAUUAUAAUACUAAUGGCUAUAUAACUAGAUGAAUAUUAUUCAAGUGAUUGUUUUCCCAGUGAAAUUUUGUACAUGGUAAGACUAAGUCAUCUCAUUCAGUAUUCUGUCUUGAACAUGUAAUAGUUUAGUAAUCUUUCAUCUUGUCUUGAGUAUUAUUGACAUUUUCGGUAAUAGAAAAGCUUUUUGGGCAUAAAAGAUGCUAGACCUGUGUCCAUAUUCAUGAAACAGUUCUCAUGCUCAAGAAUGGAUUCUUUGCUCAAAUCAACUUUCUUCUAAGCUGCAUCAAUGAUAUGACAUGGUCAAAGAGUCAAGACUGGACAUUGAAAACGGUAUUAAAUUAUAAGUUUCUCAAAAUUUCUGCCCAAUCAUUAGCAAAAUGUAAAUAUUUAUUUGCUGGAACAAGAAAUUUGGCUUGAGCACAGAAUCACGAGAUUGGAGCAUGAGAGUGAUAUCUUGAAUACAGGCCCAGAAUAAAAAAUGGUAAAGACUGAAAGCGAAGCUGCUAGUUUUGAUAUGUAAUAAUAUGAUCUACUUGUACUCUUUUGAGAAUUAAUACAAAUAUUUGUCCAGGGGAGAUAACUCUAGCAUUUACGAUUUGAGGCAUUAAUCGAGAUUGUGAUCAUACAACAUAUCACACAUUGGAAUUGACAAAAAGACCACGAAAUAUUUGUGUGCUCUUUUGUUAAGUUUUUGUUGAUACCACAACAGUGUAUGGCAUUACAAAUGGAAAUUUGCCCAUUUGAUUGUGAUGUUUGGUUCCAGGUGGAGAUAGUUUAGUGUAGACUGGCUUUUUGGUGAGAUUUUCUGUCUGUUAUGAUACAUAAACUUCAUAGGUGGGAUAUAGGAAAUAGAGUACCAAGAUGUUGUGAUUAAGUGCUGGUGAAGUUUGGUGUGGAUGUAUGUACUGGACGUGGACUUGUUCCAUGUCCCAUCAUUAGCUAAGGUGUAAGUAGUGCUAUUUAUAUGGUUGGCGAUAAUGUUAGAUGUGAUAAGAGUACUGUGAUUUGGCUUGGAUGGUAAAAGUCCUCCCUUCGUGUGUGGUGAUCCUGUAUAAGAUGGGUAUCUCUAUAACAUGGUAAGGCCGUUGUGUGGUUUACACCGACACAGAUGUUAGACAUGUGUACAAUUGACGCCCCACUGGGCCAUCAUAAGGACCUUGUAGGAGGAAGUCAUGGACUCACAACAAAGGCAAAAAUUGGUGCCUCUUUAUCCAUGCUUUUUCUGCAUAGAAUCUUGACUAAACUUGAUAUUUUAGUUGAUUUCACGAUGUAUGAACGAAUUAACCUUAAACUUGUUCUGUAGGAUGUUUAUCACACCUGGAAUCUUUUGUGUUGGUUAACGUUGUACAGAUACAUUGGUAUCUUGCAUCAUGAUAUAGUAACGUAUACUUAUAUGUGAUAAAUGUUUUUGAAAGUGGUCCAUAUUGACAGAUUACAGCCUGGUUGCCAUGGUAACAAAUUUGCCUGCCAACAGGCUGUCGUAGGAGAAAUAACUUUUCCCAAAUUUAAGUGUGCAAUACUACAGCUCAUCAUGUAUAGAGGACUGGAAUAAUGCUCUGCCAUUGUUUGUGUAUGUUAGUGAUGUAAUCGGUAGAGAUCAUGUAAUUGACAUAGAAGCACCAUACUGUUGUACUUAGAAAUGACCUCUAACUGGCAGUCAACAGGUCAAACAUUAUGGUGAACUUUGAACUCUCACCAAGUAGUGCUGUGGUUGUUGUUUUACCAUGAAAUUUUCAUCUGUUCUUACUGUGUAAUGUAGUUUGGUCAUGUGAAUCUGAGGUAAAAGUUUAUAUGUUAAUUGAUGACGUCAUAAAAGGCGAUAUAGAUAGUUAUGUAGUAAGCCCCUUACCUGUACAAAUGUCGAUGUAAUUAGCCCAUAUAUGUUUUGCCGUACACAGGAUGGUACGGAGAAGGGACCAUGUACUAUUCUCCGGCAAGUCCAUCUUGUAUUCUUCGGCAGACAUUGUAUAUACAGCAUACUACUGAAUAAACUUAUCAUCUGUACAUCGG
This is a messenger RNA of Mizuhopecten yessoensis (Yesso scallop), 7340 nucleotides long. RefSeq names its product AP-2 complex subunit alpha-2-like. The coding region runs from base 128 to 2989 and encodes 953 amino acids. NCBI's taxonomy places the organism in Eukaryota, Metazoa, Mollusca, Bivalvia, Pectinida, Pectinidae. Gene Ontology annotation, cellular component: membrane coat; AP-2 adaptor complex. Gene Ontology annotation, molecular function: clathrin-cargo adaptor activity. The record is from RefSeq and is a predicted model, not a curated record. Gene Ontology annotation, biological process: intracellular protein transport; clathrin-dependent endocytosis. The transcript is spliced from 24 exons.